AUGCCGACCUCCACUACCCUCCCCACCCACUUCCAGCUCAACACUGGAGCCAAGAUCCCCUCCGUCGCGCUUGGUACCUGGCAGUCUGCGCCUGGUGAGGUGCGCCACGCCGUCUCUUUCGCCCUCAAGAACGGGUACCGCCACAUCGACGCUGCUCUCAUCUACAAGAACGAGCACGAGGUCGGCCAAGGCAUCAAGGACAGCGGUGUGCCCCGCUCCGAGAUCUUCAUCACCUCCAAGCUGUGGAACACGCACCAGCCCAACGCCGCCGAGGGCCUCCAAAAGACCCUCGACGCCCUCGGCACCGACUAUCUCGACUUGUAUCUUGUUCACUGGCCCGUCCGUCUCGUUCCUCAGGCAACUGGCGAUCCGCUCCUCCCAGUCAACCCCGACGGUUCCCGCUCAAUCGACCGGUCAUGGGACCAGGCGGAGACCUGGCGCCAGAUGGAGGAGCUCUACGCGAGUGGCAAGGUCCGCGCUAUCGGGGUGUGCAACUGGUCCAUUCCAUACCUGGAGGAACUUAAGAAGACGUGGAAGAUCAUCCCCGCCGUCAACCAGUGCGAGAUCCACCCAUUCCUUCCCCAACACGAGCUGCGCAAGUACUGCACCGACCUCGGUAUCCUCAUGGAGGCCUACUCUCCUCUCGGAAGCACUGGCGCACCACUCAUGAGCGACCCCGAGAUUGCUGAGAUUGCCGAGAAACACGACGUCUCGGCCGCCACCGUGCUCAUCAGCUACCACGUCAACCACGGCACCGUCGUCAUCCCCAAAAGCGUUAGCGAGAAGCGCAUCGCGUCCAACCGGCACGUCAUCAAGCUCUCGGAGGAGGACAUGGCGGUCCUCGACGGGCUGGCCGCCAAGGGCAAGGCUAAGCGGAUCAACACUCCUCUCUGGGGCUGGGACCUCGGGUUUGAGGACUGGUACGCCCCUAUCAGCAAGUAG
Cutaneotrichosporon cavernicola is the source of this 942-nucleotide messenger RNA. RefSeq lists its product as uncharacterized. The transcript is spliced from 2 exons. Gene Ontology annotation, cellular component: cytosol. The record is from RefSeq and is a predicted model, not a curated record. Lineage: Eukaryota; Fungi; Basidiomycota; Tremellomycetes; Trichosporonales; Trichosporonaceae. Gene Ontology annotation, molecular function: aldose reductase (NADPH) activity. The coding region runs from base 1 to 942 and encodes 313 amino acids.